CUGAUGCUGCCUCUUUGGCAUGUGUUCUUCUGGCAACGCUCCUACUCCUGUCCUCUUUUUCUCCAUUGCCUGCCCAGGAGAUUUUUGGUUGGAUCUGCCAUUGCAGAGAGUUCAGCGUGGCAAGCAGACUGUCUCCUCCAAGGAUACCCAUCCCUUACCCUGCAUCCCCAACCCUAUUGUGUGUUUGAAUGUGGGAGAUGCCAUCCUUUUCCAGCUUACCAUCCAUCCCCACAAUCGCACUUCCAGCCACUACCCCGUCUAUGAGAAACAACAUCUGUACAACAGCAAUCCUGUCUGGGAUUUUGGUCCUUUCCGAAGACUGGACCACCUUAUUCGGGAGACUCACCUCAACAUCUCCAGGUUUGCCCAUGUUUUCCUAGAUCCUGGGAGAUACGUUUUCAGGGAUAACACCGUCCGGGAGCGUAUCUUGAUUGUGGCUGUAAAUGAGGAGAACAUGGUCUGUGACCCUGUCAGUGCUUCCUUCCAGCCCUCCUCUCCAUACCAGCUGGCCAGACACGGGGUUCUGAAACAUCGGGCACUAAAUUUAGCUCCUGACUGGGCAACUAUCUCAGCAGUGCUCUUUGUCCUGGGCUUCUUGAUGGUUGUGCUGAUGACCCUGGCUAUCAUGCUGAAGCCCCCCCUUUCCAGCCCAAGUCCCAUGAACAACUGGAAGCCACGGUGGAGGAGCCUGGGUGAGCCACACAUCCCACCUGAGUACAUCUUCAUUAAAGACAGCCUUCAGUUCUAUGAAGCCCUUGGUCCCCGGGGUUCUGGAAGAGGAGCUGAUGGUAGAGAGAAAGGAGUUAUCCAUGGUCCAGGCAAGCAGCCCGCACUGAGGGACCUGGAAGAUUUCAGCGUCCGCACCCUAUAUGAUAAACUGGAGGACCAAAACCUUCACCUGGCUUCUCAGAUGGCAAAACACAGGGUGGAUGUGUUGGCCUUUUACAGGGCGAUCAGCCAGAGGAUCCAGGGUCUGAUGGACAUGGUGCAAACUCUGGACUCUGAAGGGCUGAAAGACCUCUCCAGGCAAAGCAUCUCAGUGCAUAGAACCCAGGGGAGCACCCAGGCGGUCAUGGGCAUUGGGCGAAAUGACAAAUUGACCAGCAGAGACUUUCAAGCAAUAGACCACACAGGUGCUGAGUGGCAGGAGGCAACAGAGUUAAUGAAAGCUCUGAAAAUUCUUCUUGGUAAAGUCCAUUAUGAGAAGACAAUUGUGAAGCAAGAGCCAUCGCAGCACGUACAGGGACAGGAUGAGACGGCAGAAUCCAGUCUGGCCAGUCAAAGGAAAGCAGGAGCGGAGGGAGGGCAGGAUCCUGUCGGGCUCCAGCACUAUGGAUGCUCCAAUAUGAAAGGCCCUUUUGUCACCUGUGAAGAACAAAGUCUAGGUCCUCAGCCUGGGAGGGCCAUGCUGGCCUGUCUGACUGAGCUUGAAGUGGAGAGUCUGAUGGCAACUUCCCCCCUUGCCAGGACCCUGCGUGAGAUCAGGCAGGCUUUGGAGAAGCAGCAGCAGUGUCCUAUUGCUUCUGUUGCAGGAUCUACAGCAGCUGCCACUGCUCAUUCUUGCUUCCAGAUGGAACUCAACAAAGGCAUCACAGCUCUAGCCAAUGCCUUUUUCCAGUGUUCCUGGGGAGCAGUAGAGAAGGAUCCUGCAGAUGAUAAACGAUCCACUUGCUUUGACUCCCAGACAAUAUUUGAGGAACUUCUGAGCAUCCAAAUGUCGCCAGAUCCCCAAUUCCUUGAGAAAUCCCAACAUGAAAGGUGA
This is a messenger RNA of Chelonoidis abingdonii (Abingdon island giant tortoise), 1762 nucleotides long. Lineage: Eukaryota; Metazoa; Chordata; Testudines; Testudinidae. The record is from RefSeq and is a predicted model, not a curated record.